Molecule: messenger RNA, 769 nt
Organism: Phytomonas sp. Hart1
Lineage: Eukaryota; Euglenozoa; Kinetoplastea; Trypanosomatida; Trypanosomatidae
Source: the annotation of a GenBank genome assembly
GCUGCACUCACAAAAAUAGCGUGAGAAAUCACAGUCCUUGAUAUGAUGUAAUUGGUUAUAUAUUUUCCUUCUUUCUACUGUUGCGUUCAUUCAUCUAUUUCUUGUUAUCAUCCGUUGCAUUUGUGUUACCACCACACUUCAAGAGGGGUGAUCGCGAAGGUAAAGUAAUACACGAUGACAGAAACUGGAGUUGAAUCUUCAAUACCGAAAUCGCAGUCAGUGGUGUCCUCUUUGCAAAACAACGUGAAUCAUUCCAACAAGGAAAAGAGCGAAUCUAUUUCAAGAAAUUGCGUAUACUCAUGUCGUCUGUGCCGGAAGGUGCUUUUCCAUGAGAUAGAUCUGCUACGGCACCUCCCAAAGGCAGGCGAAGCGGGGCGGCAUCCCUUUCAACGACAACGUGUUGCUGAUCAUAGUGGUGUUGAGGAGGAUGUGGUUUGUACCAGCUACUUUGUGGACCCGGACGUGACCACAUGGGUAACCAAAGAAAGCCGUGAUGCAAUGACCUCUGGUGAGGCGGUAGCACCAGACACGCUUUAUUGUCCUAAUCCUGCAUGCCGCGUCAAGUUGGGGACUCAAUCGUGGACGGGCACACAGUGCUCCUGUGGGGUAUGGGUGACGCCAGCCUUCAAAGUAUUAGGAAAGUGUGUGGAUAGAUUGGUCAUGGGCGCAUAAAAUCAACUGUAGAGUACUGUCACUUCCUGAAUCCUUCCCUUUUCAUUGAUCUUUAGGAAAAACAGGCGAGCUAACAUUAUAGCUAAUUUUAAAAUUU